AUGCGGCAAACGCAGGGAAAACAGGAGUCCGUAACGGACUUCCUGACGUGUUUAAACACCCUUUACGAUCGGUUAUCGCCGCCGUGGCGCGAGAAGGAGAAGGUCGGGUACGCGCACCGAUACAUGCUGCCUCGGUUGCAGACUUUAAUACCUCGGGACGCGGUAGACAAUAUGGACGCGCUCGAACAAUGGGCUGCGCGUGCGGAGGCUAGCUGCCGCGCCGCACAGAAUUAUCGUGCUCCGCCUCUGCCGGAACGGUCCUUCUUCCCGGAUCUCGCUUACCGAACGCCGAAGGGCGCGAACCGACAGGGGGACGGGCAAAAUCGCGAUGCCGUGGCUGCUCUCGGCGUGACUAACGCAAAUUCGAGCGGAGCGGGGGCAGGCGCGAGGAGGGCCAAUGCCCGCGGGCCGAAAGAAAAUACCCCGGCCGUAACUGCCGCACCUGCGGCGAAUGCGUCGGGCACCUCAUCGGUCACCACAAACGCGACGCAGGCCGCAAAAUGUUGGAAUUGCAAUUCGACUGGGCAUUUUGCGCGAGAUUGUAAGGCCCCGCCGCGUAAACACUGUUAUUGGUGUGGAAAGGCCGAAUACACCACCCGCACUUGCCCGACGUGUUCGGGAAACGAGUAA
Temnothorax curvispinosus is the source of this 630-nucleotide messenger RNA. RefSeq lists its product as uncharacterized. Bases 1 to 630 code for a protein of 209 amino acids. The record is from RefSeq and is a predicted model, not a curated record. NCBI's taxonomy places the organism in Eukaryota, Metazoa, Arthropoda, Insecta, Hymenoptera, Formicidae. The transcript has a single exon. Gene Ontology annotation, molecular function: nucleic acid binding; zinc ion binding.